Suillus fuscotomentosus is the source of this 3636-nucleotide messenger RNA. Its product is annotated as exoribonuclease 2. Lineage: Eukaryota; Fungi; Basidiomycota; Agaricomycetes; Boletales; Suillaceae. The record is from RefSeq and is a predicted model, not a curated record. The coding region runs from base 82 to 3540 and encodes 1152 amino acids. Gene Ontology annotation, molecular function: zinc ion binding; RNA binding; 5'-3' RNA exonuclease activity. The transcript is spliced from 15 exons. Gene Ontology annotation, cellular component: nucleus. Gene Ontology annotation, biological process: nuclear-transcribed mRNA catabolic process.
GGCAGUCGGCGCGCCGACGCUAGAGUCCUUGCUCGUGGACGAUCACAUUAUAAUCUUCGUUUAUAUCGGAAUUACGGUACAAUGGGCGUUCCCGCACUGUUCCGUUGGUUGAGCAAGAAAUAUCCGAAAAUUGUAUCAUCUGUCGCUGAAGCGGAGGAGGAGGAAGUUCUCGACGCAGCUGGGGAUCCUAUUAAACUUCCCGUUGACAUCACACAACCUAACCCCAAUGGCGAGGAAUUCGACAGCUUAUACCUGGAUAUGAACGGUAUCGUUCAUCCCUGUACUCAUCCCGAAGGCAAACCGGCUCCCGAAACGGAGGAGGAAAUGAUGCUUGAAGUGUUCAAAUACACUAACAGAGUGGUUAACAUGGUGCGGCCGCGCAAACUUCUUUUCAUGGCUAUUGACGGCGUUGCACCUCGUGCCAAGAUGAAUCAACAGCGGAGUAGACGGUUCAGGACUGCUCAAGAAGCAAAAGACAAGGCGGAAGCUCAUAAACUUGCUGUCGCUGAGUGGGAAGCUAUGGGUAAGAUUAUUACCGAUGACGAGAAAAACAAGGAAUCUUGGGACUCUAACGCUAUCACACCCGGUACGCCGUUUAUGGACCUUUUAACAGCGUCGUUACGGUACUGGGUUGUGGAGAAGAUGAAUACUGAUCCAGGGUGGAAAGAUCUGCAAGUCAUCAUCUCGGAUGCAAGUGUGCCUGGAGAAGGAGAGCAUAAGAUUAUGGACUUCAUACGCAGACAACGCACAAAUCCUGGUCAUGAACCUAAUACUCGACAUGUAAUUUAUGGUUUGGAUGCUGAUCUCAUUAUGCUCGCCCUCGCGACCCAUGAACCAUAUUUCCGAGUACUUCGGGAAGAUGUGUUUGCGCAAGACAAAGGUUCCGGGUGCCGAAUGUGUGGACAAGAAGGUCACUAUGCCGCUCAAUGUACAGCACUGAAAUCAGAGAUUAAAAAGCCUCCUCCACCGGAAAAAAAACCGUUCAUUUUCCUCGAUGUCGCCAUUCUGCGCGAGUAUCUGGAAUCCGAGUUGAAUGUGAACAAUACGCCCUUCCCUUUCGAUUUGGAACAAGCUAUUGAUGACUGGGUGUUACUCAUAUUCUUUGUCGGCAACGAUUUCUUGCCGCAUUUGCCGUCACUUGAGAUUCGCGAAGGAGCGAUUGAUACUCUUUUGAGGAUCUGGAAGAUGGAGUUACCCAGAAUGGGUGGAUAUCUGACGAACCAUGGUCAACUAGUGCUUAGUCGUGCGCAGAUCAUAUUAGAGGGACUGGCGCGACGAGAAGAUGAGAUCUUCCGUAAGCGACAAGAGACUGAGCAACGCCAAGAUCAAGAGGCGAAACGUCGUAGGAUUGAAAAGUCUGGGUCUGGAGAGAACGCCGCGGGCGAUAUUCAGUUCGCCGCUCCGUCUGCGAAACUUGGUCUGACUGCAUCCACUACAUCAUUAUCAUCUCUUCCUCAACGUGCAGAUAAUGCUUUUGCUGCCAAGGCCGACUCUAUUGGUCUCGGAGCGCCGCGUAAUGCUCAGUCUCUUGAAGUUGCUCCAGUUGCAGCGCAAGCACUGGCUGGUUCGAAUCGUGAUGUAGUUGCCAAUCGAGCUGCUAUACGGAUGGCGAACAUGAGUGCUGCAGAGAUGCUCAAGGCUGAGCUAUCUGGACUCAUUCCUGUGAAACAGAGUGCUUCUGCUUCUAAACCUGAGCCGGUUGUUCCUACGCCUCCACCCAAAACAGACGCUGAGCUUAUGGAUGACGGAGAUAUUCCGGGUCUUGGGAAUGCUUCAUCAGCACUUGAAUUCGUUGAUGAUGGGGCUGGUGACAUGGAUGUCGAGCCCAAUGAUCCUGUAACUCUUCCAGCUGAUGAGCCUGUAACACCUAUCGUUGGUGUCAAGCGGAAGCUUGAAGAUAUCGAGGGAGAGGAUACCGAUGAAGUAGCUGGCAUUGAUGAGGAGUCGUCUGAAGAUAACGAAGAUGCGUCUUACGCCCUGGUAGUCAGGGCCGAUGGCUCAGUUGAGCAGGCCGAUAACGUGAGAUUGUAUGAUCCCGGGUAUAAGAAGCGAUACUAUCAGCAAAAGUUUGGCAUAUCAGAAAAUGAUAAUGAUUUCCGUAGAAAGCUAACAAAACACUAUGUAGAAGGUAUUGCGUGGGUUCUGCAUUACUACUAUCAAGGGCCCCCCUCGUGGCAAUGGUAUUACCCAUAUCAUUUUGCGCCUUUCGCGUCGGACUUCGAAGAUUUGGAAAACAUGCAACUCGAUUUUACUCUCGGACAGCCAUUCAAACCGUACGAGCAACUUAUGGGUGUUUUCCCCCCUGCUAGUCGCAAGCACAUACCUGAAGUCUUCCACGAUCUCAUGACAAACGAAGAAUCUCCAAUUCAUGAUUUCUACCCAUCAACUUUCCAGAUCGAUAUGAAUGGGAAGAAGAUGCUGUGGCAAGGUGUUGCUCUGUUGCCUUUCAUAGACGAGAAAAGGUUAUUAGAUGCGAUGGCCGAGCACUACCCUAAGCUCACUGAGGAUGAAGCCCGAAGAAAUAGCUGGGGUCAAAAUGUCAUAUUUGUCGCCGAUGAACAUUCAAUAUAUCCGUUCUUCGAGGGAUUAUAUGGCAAGCGCAAGGAGAAAGAGCCCCAACUCAUACCUACCAACCUGUCCAAGGGCAUUAGCGGUAGUGUUCUACCAAACCCCGAUUGUUUACCUGGCUCGACGUAUUACUCCCCUUUGAGUUCCAUGGACCUGCAAGAUAUUAAAAAUGAUCGUUCUCUCUCCGCAUUAUACUACUUCCCAAAGCAACUCUCUCCCCAUCGAUCGAUGUUUCUUCCAGGGGUUAUAAAACCUGCAAGACAGCUUACUAGUGAGGAUCUAGCUCGGAGGGGCCGAGGACAUGGCCGAGGGGGCGGUAUGGAUCGUGGCGGUCGCGGACGAGGUGGUUAUCAGAACGGCUCUUACAACAACGGACAUGGGUAUGGCAGCGCCCAUGGCCAAUCACAAACUCCGACAUCAUACGUCUCCUCGUACACCACCACUCAGUCUCGAACACCGUACACUCAAGGGCCCCAGCAAGGAUUCGGAGGCUAUGGCUCCAAUGGACGGCCACCAAUUCAAAAUUAUGGUAAUAAUUAUCCUGGUCAGUCGCGUGGUGGUCCACCCCCUCGAGGAGGUGCCCCUCCCUCGCGUGGAAUGCUACCAAGUCGCGGUGGCCCUCCCCGCGGUGGUCCUCCCCGUGGCGGCCCUCCUCGUGGCGGUAGUUCCGGGUAUGGAGGUUCUACGUCCUAUGCUCAAACCGCUCAUCAACCGGGAUAUAGCCGUGGAGGCUAUUCUGGUGGGUACGGUGGCAGCAGUGGAGGGUAUGGUGGACAGGCGAACAGUGGUUACGGGGGCUACGGUGGGCAGGCAAGCCGAGGUGGCUAUGGUGGUUCAGGAGGACAAGACAACGGCGGCAGUUACAUGGGUUAUGGAAACCAGAAUGGCGGACAGGCUCGUGGUGGCUAUGGAGGUGGCUACAAUGGAGGAGGUUAUCAGAACCCUUCGAGGGGCCGAGCCCGAGGAUUCUAGAGUAACUUAUUUGCAUACUACGUCGUUAAUAUUUUCCUUGGGAGAUACUUUGUAUUUUAGACCAUCGAUAUAUAUAUUUCUCUGCUUUCUCUCUGA